This is a messenger RNA of Chrysemys picta bellii (western painted turtle), 5278 nucleotides long. NCBI's taxonomy places the organism in Eukaryota, Metazoa, Chordata, Testudines, Emydidae. The record is from RefSeq and is a predicted model, not a curated record.
GGCGGGCGGGCGCUCCGGUUGCCGUCGCUCGGCGGAGUCAGCAGCCGGGGCGGCCCCCCCCCCCGCAAAAGGCCCUCCCCCCGGGGCUCCCCGCAAGGCUCCGGCGGCGGCCGGGACCCUGCAGCCCCCUGGGGGCUCGCCAGCCGGCCCGGGGGGAGAGGCAGAGCGGGGCGGGUCGAGGCCCCCCCGCCCCAGUCCCUCUCCAUCAUUGCGGGGCGCAGGGCGCACGGCUCCGGGCGCAGCCUCCUGCGGGCGUCCCUCUCCAUGGAGGGGGGACCGGGGGCGCCCGGGGCCGACAGCCCGAGCCGGGCCGUGGAGUACCUGCUCGAGCUCAACAACAUCAUCGAGAGCCAGCAGAAGCUGCUGGAGACCCAGCGGCGCCGGAUCGAGGAGCUGGAGGGGCAGCUGGAGCAACUGAGCCAGGAGAACCGGGACCUGCGCGAGGAGAACCGGGAGCAGCCCAGCCGGGAGCGGGAGCGGGAGGGGCCGUGCCACCAGCACCCGGGCCGGGAGUACGAGAACCGGACACAGCGGGACGGGCAGUUCCAGAACCGGACGGAGCGGGACGGGCAGUUCCAGAACCGGACGGAGCGGGAGGGCCAGUUCCAGAACCGGACGGAGCGGGAGGGCCAGUUCCAGAACCGGGAAGGGCAGUACCAGAACUGGGAAGGGCAGUACCAGAACCGCGGGGAGCGGGACGGGCAGUACCAGAACCGGGAGGGCCAGUACCCGAAGCGCGGGGACGGGCCGUACCAGAACCGGGACAAGGAGCGAGAGCCGCACCCCGGGAACCGCGAGGGGCCCUACCAGAACCGGGACGGCCACUACCGAGACCAAUGCCAGCUGCACCGAGACGGCGGCUCCCUCCGGGAGCGGAGCGGCCCCCACCAGAACCGAGACAAGGAGCGGGAGUACCCCCGCCCGCCCCGGGAGAGGGAGCGGGGCCCGCUGAGCCGGGGCGUGUCGCGGAGUUCCAGUCCCGGAGCCGGCGGGGGCCACAGCACCAGUGCCAGCACCAGCCCCGCCACCACCCUGCAGAGAAAGUCCGACGGCGACAACUCCCGAACCGUCAGCGUGGAGGGGGACCCGCCGGGCAGCGAGGCAGGGCCGACGGUGGACAGCCCAGGCAGCCAGGCGCCCUACCGCUGCGCGGCCGAGCUGCCCAAGGCCGGGGAGCCCUACGACCUGGGCCCCCUGACCGCCACCGUCUCCGCCUGCCAUCCCCCGGCCCCUGGGCUGCCCUGGGCCCAGCGGGCGCGGCUCCAGCCGGCCAGCGUGGCCCUGCGCAAGCAGGAGGAGGAGGAGAACAAGCGCUCGAAGGCCCUGUCGGACAGCUAUGAGCUGUCCACCGACCUCCAGGACAAGAAGGUGGAGAUGCUGGAGCGGAAGUACGGGGGUUCGUUUCUGAGCCGGCGGGCGGCCCGCACCAUCCAGACGGCCUUCCGCCAGUACCGCAUGAACAAGAACUUCCAGCGGCUCCGCAGCUCGGCCUCCGAGAGCCGCAUGUCCCGCCGCAUCGUCCUCUCCAACAUGCGCAUGCAGUUCUCCUUCGAGGAGUUCGACAAGGGGCCGCCCGCCGCCCCCUACUUCGAGGGCAAGCCGGCCUCCCUGGACGAGGGCACCAUGGCCAGCGCCCGCCCCCACCUGCUGGAGCGCGGGGGGCUGCCCUACGGGGGCUCCUGCCGGGCCGGCCUGGACAGCGGCUCGCUCCACGCCUCCUCCGGCGACUUCUGCAGCGAGAUCACCGAGCUGGAGGACUCCUUCGCCAAGCAGGUGAAAUCCCUGGCGGAGUCGAUCGACGAGGCCCUGAACUGCCACCCACUGCCGGCGCCGGAGGGGGGGGGGCCCGGCCCACUGGAGAAGAGCGAGUCGAAGGAGCAGCAGGGGGACAGCGCGGCCACCUCCUUCAGCGACGUCACCCUGUACCUGGACGAGGGGGUGCCGGCCUCCCCCCUCUCCCUGGAGCGGCCCCCCAGCUUGGAGCCCCCCGAGCCCGGCCCCCCGGCGGCCCAGCCCCGGCCCGAGUUCUGGGGGGCCCCGCCGCGAGAGGACAGCCGGGAGAACGGGGCCGGCCGGCGCGGCCCCCCCUGCCUGGAGUGCCGGGACUUCCGCCUGCGGGGGGCCCACCUGCCGCUGCUCACCAUCGAACCCCCCAGCGACAGCUCGGUGGACCUGAGCGACCGCUCCGAGCGCAGCUCGGUCCACCGGGGCCUAGCCUACGAGCCAGACGGCUGCGGGGCCCCCAAGCACCCGCCGGCCCCCCCGCCCCCGGCCCCCUCGCCCCACCCCCUGCGCCACUACCGCCCCGAGCCCGCCCCGNNNNGCCCCGAGCCCGCCCCGCCCCCGCCCCCGCCGCCCGGACGCCUGGGUCCCGAGCACUCGGACGGCGACAACGACAGCCUACAGAGCAGCAGCAACUCCAACGAGACCAUCAACUGCAGCUCGGGCUCCUCCUCCCGGGACAGCCUGCGCUGCCCCCCGCCCCCGCCCCCCCCGGCGCCCCCGCCCGCCGGCCCCGGCCCGGGCCUGUGCAAGCAGACGUACCAGCGGGAGACCCGCCACAGCUGGGACUCGCCCGCCUUCAACCACGACCUGCUGCAGCGGCGGCAGUACCGCAUCGGCCUCAACCUCUUCAACAAGAAGCCGGAGAAGGGGAUCCAAUACCUCAUCGAGAGAGGGUUCCUCUCGGACACGCCAGUCGGGGUCGCUCACUUCAUCCUGGAGCGCAAGGGCCUGAGCCGGCAGAUGAUUGGCGAGUUUCUUGGCAACCGGCAGAAGCAGUUCAACCGUGACGUUCUCGACUGCGUGGUGGAUGAGAUGGAUUUUUCCAACAUGGACCUGGACGAUGCUCUGCGGAAGUUCCAGUCGCACAUCCGGGUGCAGGGGGAAGCGCAGAAAGUCGAGCGUCUCAUCGAAGCCUUCAGCCAGCGCUACUGUGUCUGCAACGCCCCGCUCGUGCGCCAGUUCCGGAACCCGGACACCAUCUUCAUCCUGGCCUUCGCCAUCAUCCUCCUCAACACCGACAUGUACAGCCCCAGCGUCAAGCCCGAGAGGAAGAUGAAGCUCGAUGACUUCAUCAAGAACCUCAGAGGGGUGGAUAACGGGCAGGACAUCCCCCGUGACCUCCUGGUGGGGAUCUACCAGCGCAUCCAGAGCCGUGAGCUACGAACGAACGACGACCACGUCUCCCAGGUCCAGACCGUCGAGCGCAUGAUCGUGGGGAAGAAGCCGGUGCUGUCCCUUCCCCACCGUCGCCUGGUCUGCUGCUGCCAGCUCUAUGAGGUGCCCGACCCCAACCGGCCCCAGCGGCUCGGCCUGCACCAGAGAGAGGUCUUCCUCUUCAACGACCUGCUGGUGGUGAGUGGGGGCAGCCCGGACACCUGGGUCCCAGCCUCAUCUAGUGGGCUAGAGCUGGGGUCGGAGCUGGAGAAGCAGAAGGGGGUGAUGCGCCCCAGUGCCUCGCCGGCGGGGGGCCCGAAGGAGGCGGUGAACGGGACGCUGACGCGAAGCAGCCUGGAGGACACCUACGGGCUGGGCGACGGGCUGAAGCGAAGCGCCCUGAGCAGCUCCCUGCGCGACCUCUCGGAUGCCGGCAAGCGGGGCCGUCGUAACAGCGUGGGAUCCCUGGACAGCACCAUCGAAGGGUCUAUCAUUAGCAGCCCCCGCCCCCACCAGCGCAUGCCCCCGCCCCCCCCGCUGGAGGAGUACAAGGCCCAGCCCCGCCCCAUCUCCAACUCCUCUUCCUUCCUGGGCUCCCUCUUCGGCAGCAAGCGGGGCCGGGCCCCCUUCCCGCUGCCCCCCGGCCAGGUCUCGGUCCCCUCCGCCCACCCACCGCACCCUCUGCCCCUGUCCCCUGACGGCCCCUCCAAGCUGCAGGCCCUCCACGCCCAGUACUGCCAUGUGGCCCCCCACGAAGCAGACGCCGCCGGCCUUCCCCCCUGGUGCACCAGCAUUACACCCUCCAGCGGCCUGGGCACCAGAGGCGGCUGCACCAGCUGCCCCCCUCCGCCGCCCCCCAAACCCACCCCCCUUCCCCUCCACGGACGCCAGCCCACCUCGCCCCUCCCCCUCUACAGCCCAGCCCCCCAGCCCUCCCACACCUACCCCCAGCACCUGCCCCAGGGGGGUGGGGGGCAGCACACCCUCCACCGCCAGCCCCCCAAGCACUUUGUCUUCAGCCACCACCCCCAGCUGGCGCAGCGCGUCGGGGGCGCCCCCCCGCCAGCCACCCACCACGGCCCCGCCCACCACCACCACGGCCCCGCCCCCCACUCGCCCAUCCCCCCCCACCCCUCCUACCCGCCCCUGCCCCCGCCGUCGCCCCACACCCCGCUCAGCCCGCACUCCCCCGGAGCCCCCACCUCCCCGCUCCCCCAGCAUGCCCCCCUGCACCCGGGAGGGCCCCAGGUUCUGCCGGGACAGGGCAACCCCAACCCAAAAUCCAAGCCGGUCAAUAGAAUUAGCACCGUGGUCUGAGCCGUGCCGGGGGAGUGGGGAGCAAAGGGUCACUACAGAUACGGAAAUCCAGACCGAGGGGAGCCCGGAUCCCUGCCAGUCACUCCCCCCAACUUCCGAGGCCCGGCGAGGGAGGAGAGAACAAAUCACGGCAGAGAACGGCCCCAGCUCGUGACAGCGAUGGACGGAAGAAUCCCGGAAGAUUGGGGGGGGGCGGGGACUGUGUCUGGAGGGGCCCGGCCUUUUAACCAGGGGGGGAAGGCCGGGGCAGCGGACGCCCUAUCCCUGCCCUGUUCCCCCUCCCCACCGGGCUGCCGCCCCCCCCUCCUUGGACCGCCUCAGGCUCCCGCUGCGGGGGGUGGGGGGGAUCCCCUUUUCAUUUGCACAUGGCUUGUGAGUUGCUGCUGCUUGGCCUGUUAUUUUUGGGGGGGGGAAUCCCUGGGAUAUUGGGGGGCCAGAUCUGGGGGGGCAUCCCCCCCAUUCUCACCCGUGUCUGUAAUAAGGGCUACUCCCGGCGGGAGCUGUUUUCCCUCCCCCAAACUCCUGCGAUUUGCACUGACAGAGAACCCCUCCCUCCCUCCCCCACUAGGCCUCCCCAAAGCCGCCCCACUCCCUGGUGCCGAAAGGGAAACCCCGUGAAACUCCAAUAGCCCCCCGCUUCUCUGGGAAUAACUCACGGGCCCCAGGGCUGUUUGUUUUGGGGGGGAGCCCUGUAUGGAAACAGUCCCUGCGCGGCGUUAUGUGCGGCUGUUCCCCAGCUGCCCCGCCCCAGAGGUGGCUGCAUCUCUGCCCCAAGUGAAUCUUGUGCACUUUAUUCCCCCCU